Molecule: messenger RNA, 4673 nt
Organism: Nothobranchius furzeri (turquoise killifish)
Lineage: Eukaryota; Metazoa; Chordata; Actinopteri; Cyprinodontiformes; Nothobranchiidae
Product: large neutral amino acids transporter small subunit 1
Biological process (GO): neutral amino acid transport; amino acid transmembrane transport
Cellular component (GO): membrane
Molecular function (GO): L-amino acid transmembrane transporter activity; neutral L-amino acid transmembrane transporter activity
Source: RefSeq, a predicted model, not a curated record
GGUUCAGCUCCUCCCUGCUGGGUGCUAGGAGGAAGAGAGAUACUAGGGAGGAUCAGGGUCAGAUUCAUUUCAGCCGGGCUGUUGGUGGCAGUGUGUGCGUGUAAAUGAAGCGUGUGCAUGUGUGAGCGAGAGGACAGAUCAGGGAGGGCUGGGGAGAGAGUGUGUGUGUGUGUGUGUGUGUAUGAGUGACACAGAGAGGGAGACAGUAUAUCCGGGCAGGAGUGGACAUAAGAACGUGGUGGUGGUAGGGGGAGAGGUAAAAGAGACAUUUGAGGGAACCCAGACUUAGAUGAGAAGAUGGCUGAGCCGGAGCUGAAGCUGAGAAGCAGCCGGGAGAGCGUUGCUAAGGGAGCAGAGAGCCAGGAGAAGAUGGAGGGAGCAGAAGCAGACUCUAACCAGGACAUCGUGGAGCAUCCAGCAUCCCCAACAGCGCCUAUGGUUUCUGCUCCCACUGCUUCCAGUCCCAACGGCAGCCUGCCACUCAAAAGCGAUAAGAUCGUGCUCAAACGCAGCAUCACCCUCUUCAACGGCGUGGGGAUGAUCAUCGGAACCAUCAUUGGCUCGGGGAUCUUCGUAACUCCAACAGGUGUGGUGAAAGAGACCGGUUCCGCUGGCCUCUCUCUGAUCAUCUGGUCUGCUUGUGGGAUCAUCUCCACCAUGGGCGCCCUGUGCUACGCCGAGCUGGGCACCACCAUAGCUAAGUCCGGGGGAGAUUACACCUACAUCCUGGAAGUCUACGGCGAACUCGCAGCCUUUUUGAAGCUGUGGGUAGAGAUGCUGAUCAUUCGGCCAUCGUCGCAAUACGUUGUGUCUCUGGUGUUCGCCACCUACCUUCUGAAACCCCUGUACCCGAGCUGCGCCGUGCCCGACAGCGCUGCCAAGCUCAUCGCCUGCCUCUGUCUCACCUCCCUGACAUUUGUGAACUGUAUCAGUGUGAGGGCGGCCACUAAGGUCCAGGACUUGUUCACAGCAUCCAAACUGUUGGCUCUGAUCAUCAUCAUCCUCUUUGGCUUCAUCCAGAUUUUCACAGGUGACGUGCCCUAUCUGAUGCCCGACAAGGCGUUUGAAGGCAGUAAAAUCGGUGUGGACAACAUAGUCUUGGCUUUGUACAGUGGUCUCUUUGCGUUUGGGGGCUGGAAUUAUCUGAACUACGUCACCGAGGAGAUGAUCAAUCCAGAGAGGAACCUUCCCUUGUCUAUUAUUAUAUCGAUGCCUAUAGUAACGGUGGUGUACGUUCUGACCAACUUGGCUUAUUUCACCACAAUUUCUCCUCAAGUCAUGAUCGACUCAGAGGCUGUUGCUGUGAGUUUUGGGGAGUAUCAUCUUGGCGUGAUGUCCUGGUUGAUUCCUGUUUUUGUGGGACUGUCCUGUUUUGGAGCCGUCAAUGGAUCCCUCUUUACCUCAGCACGAUUGUUCUACGCUGGAGCUCGAGAAGGCCAGCUCCCUGCUGCUCUGGGACUGGUUCACACAGACCUGUUUACACCAGUGCCAUCUCUGAUCUUCACAUGUCUCCUGUCCAUGAUGUACGCCAUCUCCCAGGACAUCUUCUCUGUCAUCAACCUCUUCAGCUUCUUCACCUGGCUGUGCGUCGGGAUGGCUAUCGGCGGCCUGGUGUGGCUACGUAUCACCAAGCCGGAUCUUCGUAGGCCAAUCAAGGUGUACCUGUUCAUCCCCAUAACAUUUGUGUUGGGAUGCGUAUUCAUGAUUGUCGUGUCCUUCUGGGCUGCACCCUUUGAGAGCCUGGUCGGCGGCAGCAUCAUUCUCACGGGCAUUCCUGCCUAUUUGCUGGGCUACAAGUGGAAGAAACCCCAUGUGGUGCAGAAGAUGCUGGAAAUCUUCACCAUGUUCUGUCAGAAGAUCUUCAUGUCCGUUCCUGAGGAGAAGGAGAAACCACAGGCUGCCGAGUGAUGCCAGCAAAACAAAUUUAAGGCUAAGUCUGUGACACUCAUUCAAUGUUUACAUGCGUUCCCUUGUAAUGUAAUUCAUUCUUUUGUCAUCAUUUUGAAAAAAAAAACCCUAUUUACAACAUGCAAAUCGGGCUUUAUGGCAUGCCCUUGUGCACAAAACUAAAGACAUUCCCUAAUUUUCUGUGUAGAGGUCAAAACUCAACCCAAAUUUGACAUUUAGACUCAAUUACUUUUACAGCUGAAUGAUAAAAUGUUAAUAAAAUAGACUUGAUAUAACCUCAAAGGGAACACAAACCUGCAAAUACACACUAACUCACAGGAAUCCAGGUUGAUUUCCUAACUGAAGAGUGCAAAUAGAUAGGCUAUAGAGAAGAAAAAACAUGAUUUCGAUCGUUUUACUUUUUGUAUAACUAACAACAAACACCAAAACAGUAUAUUAUAGUUUACAGUCAAACAGAAUAAAAAGGUCAGCAACCUGUGUGGUAAAACCAAAGCUGGAGCUGCAUUUAUUCAUGUAUUAGAAAGAAAGCAUGAUUUAAAGUAAGGGUUUGUAAAGUCUUCUUUAAAUGUGCUUCUGUCACGCAUUUCUUUUGAUUUCAGCGUUGAACCGUGUAAUCUCGUUGAUGCAGGCAAGAGGCAAAAGAAUCUAGAGCCGUACAGGUAGAAACCGCUGUAGCUGAGUGUAUUAGUGUUUGUAUAGAAAGUAUUUAUUGUCUGUGCCGGCCUCCUCAUGUCUCAUAUCACAUGUUUUAUGUCACUCCCAGGCCAAAAAGAAUGUUUGAACUUUUAGAGAGGAACCCCAAAGAAAGUAGCCUUGAAAAAUAAAUAACGACCGACCUAUGUGUCGCCCUUCAACUUAUUAAGGUAAAAUCCAGGUUUUAUGUGAAUAAUCUGAUGCUAAUGCAAACCUAUGAAUUUGUUUUUGCCUCCUCACAGAUUUUUUCUCAGUUUUUGCCUUUUAUUGGGCAUACUUAAAUGUUUCCAGUCAGCAAUUUAUUAUUAAAGAUAACCUGAAGUAUACAGUUUUUGAAUAGAAAGAGCUAAUCCAAACCACCUUGUCUCCACUGAAAAAAUAAUUGUCCCCUUAUCUUAAUUACUGGCGAAACAGCAUCAAAAGUGAUCGAGCAUUGGUUAUGAAUCUCUGCAGAAUUGUUUACGUAACUGAGCCACAUUAGAGAGUUUUCUAGCAUAAACAUAUUUUCUUCACCUUAAAGGUCAGACUUUUUUUUUUAAUUUACAGAAUUUUCUGGCUGGGCAGAAUUCAUGGCUCCAUCACCCCAUCCAGCAUACAAACAGGGUUUUUCUGCUGUUUCCAUGGUGGCCCCACAAGGAUUUGCCCACAUUGGUUUUAAUGGGUUCUUGUAUGAGUCAAACCCUCUGGGUCCCUCUGAAAACCCAAGUAGGGCCCAUAAAAAUUUAUGUUAGCAAAAAUCUGUCAAAAAACUCCCGUGGGACUAUCAUGGAGACCGCGGAUGAACCCUGUUGGCCCCCAUACGGCUUGUCCAUAUACAGUAUAUCCAUAUAGGGCUCACCUAUGCAUGCUGGCUGGGAACUACAGCAAGUCAUCCAGGGUCUGAAGCAGCAAAGCAGAACAUCACACUGCCACCACCGUGUUUGACUGUUGUGUGAUGUUCUAUUUCUGAAAUGCAGUUAGUUUUGCCUCUGAUGUAAAGGGAAACACACCUCCCAGGAAAUUUCACUUUUGUGUCAGUAAUCCAUAAAAUAUUUUCCUCAACGUUUUGAGGGGUCAUCAAGACUGCUUUUUGAUACACGGAUCUUCAAGUUAUUUAUCAACAGCAGAAAAACACUCCCAUUUUUGCUCCGUCUCUUUUCUUUUCUGUUUUGUUCUUGAAAUAUUUUAGAAUGGGGCACCACACUUUUCUUUUUGAGAUCUUUUAGCCUCAGAAACGUUCUGUUGAAGCAAUUUUUACUCACUUGUUUUGGUUGUGGCAGGGAAAACCGAGCUCAGUUUCCAACACUUUAAUACGAGUUAAUUCGUGAUAGUUGGUAUUUGGUGGUUAGAAUAGCUCACUUAAUAAAUCAAACAUUUGUUUAAAAACUUAAUUUUGUAUUUAUUCAGGUUCUUUAUCUCAUGUUGAGUUUUUUCUGCAGACUGAAAUAUUUAAGUGUGAAGAAGAAGAAAGAAGAAAUCUAAAAUGGGGGCAAAGAUCUUCCUCUGCACACUGGUGCCAUUUUCCUCACAAGUCAGAAACAGAAACCGAAAGAUUACAACUCAAAGAGAUAAACAACUUUCAGGUUAAGUCAUAGACAAAUGUAUUCUAUUUUUAAAACAAAAUAGCAGCACAAGCACUUCAAGACAAAUUAAUUCACGAGUAAGCACCUUUUAAAUGACUAAUGACUCCUUAAGCACUUGUUCAAUCCUCCUUACAAAAUAUUUUUUGUACUGUCCGUCCUUAAUUAUUCCCCAUAAAUCUGACUAUUUCUAAGCACAGCAAUGAACAGCACAAUCCGAUGUGGAUGCUCUUUUCUGAAUGUGAAAAAUCUCAUUAGAGUAAAACAGAAAACCCACACAUUUCUGCAGGCCUCAUCAUUUAUUUAGUGUUGUCCACAAAAUGCUGUACCUGUGUAUGUAUAAACAAGCACCGUAUGUAUAAAUUAAUAUAUUUGAAAGCUUAUGGGAAAAUGUAAUGAUCAAACAAAUAACUUGUAUUUUUAUUUUUUAAAUUGAGAUUCCUUAUUCUAACUGUUGUAUGUUAGUGACCGCGGCAGGUACAUGUAACAAUAAAAGUAUUUUCUUCAAAGUUU